Chanos chanos (milkfish) is the source of this 2658-nucleotide messenger RNA. It is a transcript of the gene slc8a4b, whose product is annotated as solute carrier family 8 member 4b. Gene Ontology annotation, biological process: sodium ion transmembrane transport; cell communication; calcium ion import across plasma membrane. The coding region runs from base 16 to 2658 and encodes 880 amino acids. Lineage: Eukaryota; Metazoa; Chordata; Actinopteri; Gonorynchiformes; Chanidae. The record is from RefSeq and is a predicted model, not a curated record. The transcript is spliced from 10 exons. Gene Ontology annotation, molecular function: calcium:sodium antiporter activity. Gene Ontology annotation, cellular component: postsynapse; axon; sarcolemma.
GUGGCGUUGGUCUACAUGUUCCUGGGCAUGUCCAUCAUCGCCGAUCGUUUCAUGUCGUCCAUCGAGGUCAUCACCUCCCAAGAGAAGGAGAUCACCAUCAAGAGGGCCAACGGCGAGACCACCACGGCCACCGUCCGCAUCUGGAAUGAGACCGUGUCCAACCUGACACUCAUGGCGUUGGGUUCAUCCGCCCCGGAGAUCCUGCUCUCCGUCAUCGAGGUGUGCGGGCACGAGUUCCAGGCGGGGGCCCUGGGUCCGAGCACCAUCGUCGGCAGCGCCGCCUUCAACAUGUUCGUCAUCAUCGGCCUCUGCGUCUACGUGGUCCCCGACGGCGAGACGAGGAAGGUGAAGCACCUGAGGGUUUUCUUCGUCACCGCCGCCUGGAGCAUCUUCGCCUACAUCUGGCUCUACCUGAUCCUUUGCGUCUUCACUCCGGGCGAGGUGGAUGUCUGGGAGGCCGUUCUCACGUUCCUUUACUUCCCGCUCUGCGUGGUCCAGGCCUGGAUCGCCGACAGGCGCCUGCUCUUUUACAAGUACGUCCGCAAGCGCUACCGUGCCGACAAGAGCCGCGGGAUCGUCAUAGAGACGGAAGGCGGGGACGAGAUGGUCAAGGAGACGGGGUUCACCAAGACGGACAUGCUGGAGCUGGACGGACUGCCGCCCCACCUGGACGGCGUGUUGACGGCAGAGGAGGGAUUGGGGAACAGGGAUCAAGAGGAAGAAGCCAGGAGAGAUAUGGCAAAAACUCUCAAAGAGCUGAAACAGAGACAUCCAGAAAAAGACAUGGAGCAACUCAUAGAGAUGGCCAACUAUCAGGUUCUGGUCCAGCAGCAGAAGAGCCGGGCGUUCUACCGUAUCCAGGCGACGAGGAUGAUGAUUGGGGCGGGAAACAUUCUGAAGAAGCACGCGGCGGAUCAGGCCAGGAAGGUGGUGAGCAGCAGCGAGACGCGAGAGCAGGAGGACGACCCGUACACCUCGCGGCUGGACUUCCAGCCCUCGCUCUACCAGUGCUUCGAGAACUGUGGUUCGCUCAAACUCACCGUGGCCAGACACGGAGGAGACAUGGGCUGCACUGUGAAGGUGGACUACCGAACCGAAGACGGCACCGCCAACGCCGGCUCGGACUACGAGUUCGCCGAGGGAACUCUGGUCUUCAAGCCGGGCGAGACCCUGAAGGAGCUGACGGUCGGCAUCAUCGACGACGACAUUUUCGAGGAGGACGAGUAUUUCUACGUCCACCUCAGCGACCCCCGCAUCGUGGGUCGGUCCGACGGACAGCCCUUCUCCAUGGAGAUCGGCGGCGCUCCCGCUCUCAAGGCGGCGCUGGGCGAGGCGCACACGGCGACGGUAACCAUUUACGAUGACGACCACGCCGGCAUCUUCACCUUCGAAAGCGACACCACGCGGGUGAGUGAGAGCAUAGGAACCAUGCAAGUGAAGGUCCAGAGGACGUCCGGCGCUCGCGGGCUGGUGGCGGUGCCCUACAGGACCCUGGAUGGCACUGCCAAAGGAGGAGAGGACUACGAGGAAGCUUCUGGAAAACUGGAGUUUCAGAACGACGAGACCAUGAAGAUAAUCGAGGUGAAGAUUAUCGACGAUGAGGAGUAUGAGAAAAACAAAACCUUCACUAUUGAAUUGGGGGAGCCAGUGCUGUUGGAGAUUGGACAGAAACAUGGUGCGUAUAUUUCUCGCGCGUGCGUGUGUGUGCGUGCGUGCGUGCAUGUGUGCCUGCGUGUCUCGGGCCGGGAAAAUCCAUUAUGUGAAAAUAUUUUGGCUGUAGGAGACUCCAACGAGAAUAAACCCGCAGUAGGGGUUGAGGAAGAGGAGGUGGCGAAAAUGGGAUGCCCGAGUCUAGGAGAACACACCAGACUGGAGGUCAUUAUUGAGGAGUCCUACGAGUUUAAGAGCACAGUGGAUAAGCUCAUUAAGAAAACUAACCUGGCCCUGGUGGUGGGGAGCAGUAGCUGGAGAGAGCAGUUUGUCAGUGCAGUCACUGUGAGUGCAGGUGACGACGAUGAAGAGGAGAGCGGCGAAGAGCGUUUGCCCUCUUGUUUUGACUACAUCAUGCACUUCCUCACCGUGUUCUGGAAAGUUCUCUUUGCCUUUGUACCGCCCACGGAGUACUGGAACGGCUGGGCGUGUUUCAUCGUGUCCAUUUCUCUGAUUGGUGUACUGACAGCUAUCACAGGCGACCUGGCCUCCCAUUUUGGCUGUACUGUUGGCCUGAAGGACUCCGUCACUGCAGUGGUCUUCGUCGCCCUGGGAACCUCUGUGCCAGACACGUUUGCCAGUAAAGUGGCGGCCAUCCAGGACCAGUACGCCGACGCCUCCAUCGGUAACGUGACGGGCAGCAACGCCGUCAACGUCUUCCUGGGCAUCGGCGUGGCGUGGACCAUCGCGGCGGUGUACUGGAGGACCAAGGGCAAGCCUUUCACCGUCCCGCCCGGUUCUCUCGCCUUCUCCGUCACGCUCUUCACCGCCCUGGCCUUGGUGUGCGUGAGCGUCCUGCUGUACCGCCGUCGCCCCUCGGUGGCCGGGGGAGAGCUCGGGGGACCCUGGACUACCAAAUUCUUCACCUCCCUCCUCUUUAUUUGCCUUUGGCUCCUUUACAUUCUCCUGGCCUCGCUGGAGGCCUACUGCCACAUCCCCGGCUUCUGA